Molecule: messenger RNA, 1392 nt
Organism: Cutaneotrichosporon cavernicola
Lineage: Eukaryota; Fungi; Basidiomycota; Tremellomycetes; Trichosporonales; Trichosporonaceae
Exons: 8
Coding region: 1-1392 (463 amino acids)
Biological process (GO): regulation of transcription by RNA polymerase II; DNA-templated transcription
Cellular component (GO): chromatin
Molecular function (GO): RNA polymerase II cis-regulatory region sequence-specific DNA binding; DNA-binding transcription factor activity, RNA polymerase II-specific; zinc ion binding
Source: RefSeq, a predicted model, not a curated record
AUGGACUCGAAUGCAGACUCGCUCGCCAACUCGCCCGAUGCUGGGCCAUCACGCACCCUCGUGUGCGAGUGUGGGCGGCGGUUUACGCGUAUCGAGAACCUGCGCCGACACCAGCGUAACCAUGAAGAGAGCAAGCUCUCGUGCCCAACAUGCGGGCGCACCUUCCGCCCGUGGCUCACAGAAGAGGUGUAUCUCCGCACCAAGGCUUGGUGUGUUUCUGAGCGCACUAUUCGGUGGCCCGACCUGUCCACAGCCAACUACUUGAUAAACACCCACUUUGAACGCGUCGAGCCCCAAUUACCCAUCAUCCACCUCCCCACGUUUGAAGCAUCCCACGCCCCACCGGCUCUCAUCACGGCGCUCCUCGCCUCGGGAGCUCACGCCACACCCCACAUCCGCGCCCGCACAUUCUCCUGCCAAGUGGCCGAAACAUUGCGCGUCCUCGAACCCUCCGAUUUAGACAGCCUCCACGUCCUCCUACUAGCUUACCUCGCCGCCUCAUCAUGUGGUAACCCACGCGCACACCUAAUCCUCGCCUCAUUGGGAUCACACGUACGCACUCUCCGCCUCCUCGGUCCUCGCCAGACCGAAAGUGAUUUUGCGACGUGGGUGCGGCACGAGCGGGCGACGCGUCUGGGCUUGGCGGUCCUCCUCUUCGACACCACUCUUGGGCUAUCAGACGUAGCGUCUGCCCCAAUCCCAGAUCAAGAGCGAUGGCUCCUCACCUCGGAUGCUUGGGUGGCGCGCGAACAGACCUCUGUGGGAGCUGCAUUGGCGACAUUGCCACGAUAUCCCGCUACGGUGGGCGAGUUCGGCGCGAGUGUACUUUACACCACAAUACAUUACGGUAUUCGGGCCUAUCGGGCCGAAGAACGGGUAUUUGGACACACGCAGGAAGUACUUGGUCUUGCGCUUCCGGCCCGGGUACAUGCGCUCGAGACAUUAUUAGAAGCAGCGGGACACGCGUACGGCCAAAGCGUGGGAUAUCAUCUCGGAUACGUCCUCCUCCGCGCCCCAAGAGUUGAGGACCUCGAGUCAAAAUCCACCACCGAUCCUCUUCCCAUCGUCCACGCCGCCCACCUCCUCAUAUCCGCCGGCUGGCCGUUACCUAAAGACAACAUCGUAUUCUCAGGAGCAGGGUAUCACGCCCUUCUGAUCCUACGUGCUUGGGCUUCACAACCUGGUCCACGCGACGAAGACGCCCUCGUCGCCGAACUCAUGGCGCCCAGAGCAACUGCGGCGCCACAUGUUGGACCACAUGGUAUCCUUCCUGUCGAACAGGCGGUUACGCCAGCGCAUGUGCUUAAAUUGGGCUUACAGUGGAUGGUAAACUCGGGGGCGUCGGGGUACGCCAACCGCCUGGCGCGGUUGCUUGAUCGAGAGGAGGGAUAG